UGCAGGAACCAAUAUUAUCUGAUCAGAUGUCUUGUUCUAUGGAUCAUGUUGUUAGUAAUGAUGAUGCAAUACAACAACAAAACUUCUCAUCGAUUUCCUCAACUAAAAUACUAACUCCUAUUGAAGGUUCAAAUGAGACGUUUCGUCAAAGGCAAUCAGAUGUUUUUUCUGCACUAGCUAACCUAGAAGCAGCUCAUCUUGAAGUGUACAAAGCUACAAAAGAAGAACGUAAAGCUGUACGUAAAGCAGCUUGGCGACAUACAAUUACUGCACCAGAAAAUUUAGCGGAGUUAAAAGAACGUCGUGAUCAUGUUCAGAUGUCUGGUAGUAAAGAACAGAAAACACCAUGUCAAAUACAAAAUCCAACUUUCCGAAAACCUAACGCUCUUCCACCAUCAACACAUCGUCGACCGAAUUAUACGCAUCGAGAUCCUAGUAAAUGGACACAUUAUAGUUUAGCUGAUAUUGAUGAAGAUGCUAGCGUAAGUGAUAACUCAAUCGCUAUGGCUUUGAUAAAUGAAUUGCGAGAAUCUCGAAACAGUUCAGAAACUGUACAAGAUGAUGAAACUAGUACAAAAAAUUCACGUCAUAACAAUCGAAUAUUGUUUCGUCCAACUCAAGGUAGAAAACGAGCUCGUCUUGUUGAAGAGAAUGUACCAAAAUCGGAAGUACGUUUGGAGAGUUGUUUCUACACACCCGAUACAGAUGAAUCACAAAGUUCCACUGAUGAUCCAUUACCUUCAUCUAAUCAACAUAAUGAAAGUUCGUGUACUACUGCACCAGUCUUUGUGAAUCGUCGUCAUAAAGGCCAAAUACGUAGUCGACAUUUAGAUACUGAUCAUCAGUCAUUUGAUGAUCAACCGAUAAAUACUGGGGUCAACUCAGAGUGUGAUGAUAAAAUUGAUCAAGAAGAUCUUGAUGUGGAUUCUGAUGAGUUAGAAGAAGAUCCGGAAGAAGAUAAAACAAAUGAUUACUUAGCUUAAUUUGUGACAUAUUUAAUUUGUUUUUAGUAUUUUUUUCUUUCUUGGAUAUGCUUGAGAACAAUAUUGUAUGUAAUUAAAACGAAUUAAAUAUAACUUGUACAGAAUUUUUUUCGGAUUCACAUCAAAAUUCCAGUCUUUUAUUCAUGAUAAAAUAAAGUCAGGUAAACGGUCG
Molecule: messenger RNA, 1155 nt
Organism: Schistosoma turkestanicum
Lineage: Eukaryota; Metazoa; Platyhelminthes; Trematoda; Strigeidida; Schistosomatidae
Source: the annotation of a GenBank genome assembly